Messenger RNA from Postia placenta MAD-698-R-SB12, 1065 nucleotides. RefSeq lists its product as hypothetical. NCBI's taxonomy places the organism in Eukaryota, Fungi, Basidiomycota, Agaricomycetes, Polyporales, Adustoporiaceae. The transcript is spliced from 8 exons. Gene Ontology annotation, cellular component: THO complex part of transcription export complex. Gene Ontology annotation, molecular function: protein binding. The record is from RefSeq and is a predicted model, not a curated record. Gene Ontology annotation, biological process: mRNA export from nucleus. The coding region runs from base 1 to 1065 and encodes 354 amino acids.
AUGUCCAACGGUAAAGACGACGACGAAAUACCUACUCCACAACGCCCUCCAUCCCCACCGCUACACACCACAUUCACUGUUCGCGGCAUUCAUGCCCCCACAUUCUCGGCCUUCCGGCCACGCGACAUCAAGAUAUCGUCGCCACAUUCCAUGACCCAUGUGGCCUGGAGCUGUGAUGGAAAGCGGCUAGGAGCUACCGGGAUUGACAAGUCCAUACGCGUGUGGCAGCCCGAGCACAGCUUGGAAUUGCGUUCCGCCACCUCAUACAAUACCCACACAGAUGACUUGGACUAUUUUGCCUGGAACCCCACUCAUGCGGACCUCUUUUGCUCAUCCAGCCAGAGGGAUAGAAGGAUCGUCUUCUGGGAUGCACGACAGAGCAAACCUACCCAUACAAUAAACCUCAAGUACACCCCGGUACAGCUCGUCUACUCGCCAGACGCUAGCACGAUCCUCUCAGUCUCCUCGCUCUACAAGUUGUUUAUCCUUACAUACGGCAAAGAUGGCGAAGAUUCUCCAGAGCAGUGGCGCGUACGCCCAUCACCCGAACCUUUAGUAAGUCUACCCAUCACCACUGUGCUAUUCAAUCAUACUGGCGACGCCUUCAUUACCGCACACACUGCUGAUGCGAACCUCCGUGCUAUCAGAUAUCCAUCCAUAACGUCCGCUACAUCUUUUGCUGCGCAUGUUGGCGGCUGUAUCGCCACCGCGUUCGACCCACGUGGCCAAUACCUUGCGUCAGGUGGGCAUGACUCGAUUGUCAACCUGUUCGAUACCUCGGAUUGGAUUUGCACGCGCACGAUCACUGCCUGCGACAACUCGAUUCAUGCGCUGAGCUUCUCGCACGACGGCGAAUUCAUCGCUAUCGCUAACUCGGGGGCAUAUAUCGAUAUAUGUGCCACAGAAACUGGCAUGCCAAUGCAUCGCAUUCCCGCACCUGGUCCUGCGCAGGCCGUAUCAUGGCACCCCUCGCAACCCUUGGUUGCUUACUGCGGGCAGACGAAGUCUAAGGAAGGUGGCCCCGCGCCUCUUGCGUAUGUCAGUGUAUUUGGCCCGGGAAUAUAG